Monosiga brevicollis MX1 is the source of this 1437-nucleotide messenger RNA. RefSeq lists its product as uncharacterized. The record is from RefSeq and is a predicted model, not a curated record. Lineage: Eukaryota; Choanoflagellata; Craspedida; Salpingoecidae. Bases 1 to 1437 code for a protein of 478 amino acids. The transcript has 12 exons.
AUGACGAGACGAAUUCGGCUGGCUUUUAGUCGGAGCUGGAAUCUCGAGUACAUCCCCUCGUCGCCCGGCGAUGAAUGCGACGAUCGACCAAGCCGCCCGAUGACAUCAGGUCUGAUGAUUCGCUUCAACUCGGCAUCUCGAUCUUGCUGCUGCACCAUCGUUUUAAAUGAGCCCAGGCUCAAGCGCUGCAUUGAUGAUUGUACUCAUGUGCAAGAGGAUGAUAUUGAAGACGUAUUGGGCAUGCUGCGGGACUGCUCGUCUCUGCGGCACCUCAGACUGAGCCGCAACUACUUGACGCGAAGCCACAUGCGCCCACUGCUCAACGGCCUGAUGCACACGACCAGUCUGAGUGUGCUCGACUUGUCCAGUGCCGGCAUUCAGGAUGCCGGCAUUGAAGUGCUUGUCAAGGCGCUUGAGCGCAAUGCUUCUCUACAGGAACUGCUAUUGUACCACAAUGAUAUGACAUGGCACGGCCGCCUGUACCUCGCAAUGGCCUCCCUGCGACGACCAGGCCUCUUGGUUUUGGGCAUGGAGAAAGUCGAGGCUGCCAUGGCAAUCGCGCGGGUACAACUGAAUGAUCCUGAGCACACUCAUCUCGCUCUAAAUGGAUUAACCGUGGGCAAGGACGACGGCGAACAUUUGCAGUCUGCUGUUCAAGCUUGUAAGCAGAUUAAGCAUCUCAGCUACGAUAUUGGCCUCUUACCAGAAGAAACCCGAUGUGCUGCCAUCGAUGGCAUUCGUAUGGCGCGUGCCUGCAACAGCUUCUCCCUACAGAAUAGCAGUGCCUCUUUGGGUAGCUUGCUGGAGUUGAGUGAAACCCUGGGCCAGCGACAGGUGGAGGUCGUCAGCGGCCACGAGCAGCUGAUGGCCGCUUAUCGUUUGGUAGCCUUGGACGAUGCUCGCUGCACCGAGUUUGAGUGCGUCGGGGUUCAUUGCGGACGGGGUGCCAUGUCGCGCGUCACGCUGGAUCGCAUUUGUGAGGCCCUGUCGCACAACCAUCAUUUGAAAUACCUACGCAUUCUGGAUGCCCAGCUCUCCGAUGAGGAGACGGGCCGGCUCAUUCAGGCUGCGGCAAACAUCCCGACUCUGCACGAACUCACCCUGAAGGGGACCUCAAUUGACCGUCGGUCGAUUCGCACGGCCAGCACGCUUCUUGUUCAUCACGAGCGUCUCGUCACGCUAUGGCUGCGCCUUCCUCGCUGUCCGCUGGCCAAGCGCCUGAAUGGCUUGCUCAGGCUGACCCCGUGGCGUUGGUUCCUGCACCAUGCGUUUGACGAAACUUUCAAGGAACGAGUCGUUCUCCUGUACUGGGUGCUUGAGCGGGUGCGGCGAAGUCAAGCCUCUCUCAUUACGGCCAGGGAAAUGGACCGCAUUCUAUUCUUUCUCAGUCUGCUUGAGCAGCGUCAUCCUCGUGUGGAGAUGCUGCUGGAUGAGUGA